Molecule: messenger RNA, 1311 nt
Organism: Astrephomene gubernaculifera
Lineage: Eukaryota; Viridiplantae; Chlorophyta; Chlorophyceae; Chlamydomonadales; Astrephomenaceae
Source: the annotation of a GenBank genome assembly
CGGGUAAGGACCCAAGCGAUAUCGUACGCAACAGAUAAUAGGCCAAAGUUAUGCACUGCAACUACUGUACAACGCAUUGCCGAUGUGUCCGUCGCGCUGCCCUGUGCGCUGUCAGCAGCUUCCGCGACGCAGGAGGCACGCUGUCUUCCCACAGCCUGCGUACAUAUAUGGCCCAUUAGCAAUACAUCUAAAUCUCUCUGUAUUUUUUGCCAUAUCCUGAAGCCCAAACCGUUCAGUCGAAAUAACUUUCACCAACAUUGCUUUACCCAUCGACACAUCUCCCCCUCCGGCCUCUCCUCUCACACCUUACAGCUCACCGUUUCCUUACCAAAUACCUUCAUUCUACCCUUUAUCAUGCGCUUCCUCAUAGACUGGUUUUACAGCGUGCUGAGUUUCCUAGGUCUUCGCAACAAGAGCGCAAAGAUUCUGUUCCUAGGCUUGGAGAACGCCGGCAAGACCACGCUGAUGCACAUGCUUCGAGACGACCGCGUCUCCCAGCACCCGCCCACACAGCACCCCACCUCCGAGGAGGUCCAGCUGGGCGGCAUCACCUUCAAGGUGUUUGACCUUGGCGGCCACAAGAUAGCUCGCCGAAUCUGGAAGGACUACUUCGCUCAAGUCGACGCUGUCGUGUUCCUGGUCGAUUCCAGCGACCGCACCGGUAACCGCCUUUCGGUUGCAAAGGAUGAGCUGCAGGGGCUGCUGGGGGAUCCGUCGCUGGCGGGCGUCCCCUUCCUGGUGCUUGGAAACAAGAUUGACCUGCCCAACGCGGUUUCGGAGGAUGAGUUGCGGACCUGGUUGGGUCUGUCGUACUUGACGACUGGAAAGGGCGGCAAGGCCAAGGGAAGUUACGUCGGUAGUGCUAGCAGCAGAGGCAGCAAUGAUAAGGAUGAGUCAGCAGGGGGGUCUCGGCCCUGCGAGGUGUUCAUGUGCUCGGUGGUCAGGCGGAUGGGGUACGGCGAGGGUUUCCGGUGGUUGAGCCAGUACAUCGAGUGAGGUGCGGUAAAGCGCAGGGAGUACCGAGAAUGAGAUGUAGGGUGGGCCGGUACGGCGCUGUGGCUGGAUCGCAACCUCCCCACAUGGUCUUUUCCCCUCCGAAACUGUGUUUGCUGUAUGGUAGUACGAGCGUUGUCAUUUCCUUGGGUCUAUAGGUGUGGUCCUACCAAAGAACGUUGGGUCAUUGUAGAAGGCUGCUGAGAUGCAAGAAGACAGGAAUUUUGCAUGGGUGUAGCGUGUAGGAUGCAAAGGAGGCUUGUCAUGAUGCAAACCCAGACUGAGGAAGAAGCCGCAUUGUGUAACCGUUAAGUCGAG